AUGAGGCCUUCAGUUACUUCUGCUAUUUCAGAGUUGAAUUCAUUCUUGGAUGAUCCAGAAUUUGCUGAUAUUGUACUGAGAGCAGAGCAAGCAAUUGAAAUUGGAGUUUUUCCAGAAAGAAUCACUCAAGGAUCAAGUGGAAGUUACUUUGUGAAGGAUCCUAAGAGGAAAAUUAUUGGUGUGUUUAAGCCCAAAUCAGAAGAACCUUAUGGACAACUGAAUCCAAAAUGGACCAAGUAUGUUCAUAAAGUCUGCUGCCCUUGCUGCUUCGGCAGAGGCUGCCUGCUUCCUAACCAGGGUUACCUUUCAGAAGCUGGUGCCUCCCUGGUGGAUGAAAAGCUUCACCUGGGCAUUGUCCCUAAAACAAAGGUGGUUUGGCUUGUUAGUGAGACCUUUAACUACAGUGCAAUUGACCGGGCAAAAUCAAGAGGCAAAAAGUAUGCCUUAGAGAAAGUGCCAAAAGUAGGUAGAAAGUUCCAUCGGAUUGGACUCCCUCCUAAGAUUGGUUCCUUUCAGUUAUUUGUUGAAGGUUACAAGGAGGCUGAAUAUUGGCUUAGGAAGUUUGAAGCUGAUCCUUUGCCUGAGAAUAUUAGAAAACAAUUUCAGUCACAAUUUGAAAGAUUAGUUAUUUUGGAUUACAUCAUCAGAAAUACAGACAGGGGAAAUGACAACUGGUUAGUCAGAUAUGAAAAGGAAAAAUGUGGAAAGGAAAUUGAUGGGCAGGAAGCAAAUUGGAUCGAUGAUAAAGAACUGCUUAUUAAAAUAGCUGCAAUUGAUAAUGGCCUCGCAUUUCCUUUUAAGCAUCCUGAUGAAUGGAGGGCAUAUCCAUUUUAUUGGGCUUGGCUUCCUCAAGCCAAAGUUCCUUUUUCUGAAGAAAUAAGAAACUUGAUUCUACCAUAUAUUUCUGACAUGAACUUUGUGCAAGAUUUGUGUGAAGAUCUUUAUGAACUUUUUAAGACUGACAGAGGAUUUGACAAAGCUACAUUUGAAAGCCAAAUGUCUGUGAUGCGGGGCCAGAUCUUAAAUCUUACUCAGGCGUUGCGAGAUGGGAAGAGUCCUGUCCAGCUUGUCCAGAUGCCUUGUGUGAUCGUGGAACGCAGCCAAGGUGGAGGCCAAGGUCGGAUUGUCCACCUGAGCAGCUCCUUCACACAGACUGUCCAUUGCAGGAAGCCAUUUUUUUCCUCCUGGUAGUGGAUGUAAGAGGACAACUGUAGGCAUCAUUGUGAUGUAAAAGCAUCACAGUAAUGUAAACCUGCUGGUAAGACCACCAGUUGCCAGAAACCUCAAAAAAGUCCAAAUCUUUCCAAGGUUAUAUAUUUUUAAUAUAAUCAAGUUUACAGUUUUUGUCCAAAUAUUAAAUUUCUAUUUCAGGGAAGAAGUGACAUGUAAUUGUAUUUUUAUAGAAAAUUUGUAUCAUAUGUUGUUGUUUGUUUGAAAGGUAAUUCCAUGGUUUAUACAUAUGAGCCUGACUGUAAUUAUUCUAGAAUUCCAAGGAGAAAAACAUACCUGUUGACCUUGAAUACUUUUUAAACAUGGAGAAGAACAUUCAUGUGAGCUGGUUGAAUGUGGAAAAUAAGGUGUCCUGCAGGAUGGUGAGAAGAGCCAAACCUUAGCCUUCUAGGAAAACAUAGAAGCCAGUAGCUAAACAGAACAAAGGAAUGCUGCCUUCAUCCUAAUGCUGCUAUUUUAGAACUGGAAUUAGUGUCCUUGACAUAGUUAUAUAGAGGCUUAUUUUGGAUAAAUGAUAGACCAUUUUCUUCUUUUGAAUUUUAGAAUGCUUUUAGUGAAUUCAUUUAGUAUGGAGAAGAAAAAGAUAUUCCCCUUCUUUAAAAACAACAACAGAACAUUCAACAGAGACUUGAGGGGAGUAAUAUAAAUUAAGAUAGCAGAUCUCCAAUAUUUGAGAUUUUGAAAUAUCCUUAAAAUUUCUUUUUCGUGUGACUGUAUCUUCAAUAAGAUCAAGUCAUUGAUUGAUUAGUAUUUCAGAGUGUUGUUCAGUUUAGUACUUCAGUUAGUAUAAACUUCACUGAAAAGUAAACUAUACCACAAAGUAUAUGUUGAGUUUCAUUCUGGGGUUAAUAGGUCAUGAAUUGUUUCAAAAUAAUACUACUUGAAAUUAUAGGUGAUGCUAUAAUUAGACUCAGUUUUAGAUUAUUAUUUCCAAUUAAAGGAGAACCUGACAGCAGUAGCCACCGAAUCAUUUGUAUUUUAUAUUGAAACCUUUUAGUAUAAUUUGAAUAUGAGUUUGCCUCACAUUCUGGGAAUUGGGACUAACACUGUUUAAUACCCAGUGAUUGAAAUGGAUAGGAGCCUGGAAAGAAGAAAAGCUUUGAUCUCUUCUUCAGACUUAGAUCCGCCUAACUGGGCCAUGGGUAGUCUUGGCCUUUUGUGUUUUAAGCUUAGUGUCGAUGAUUCAUUAUUUUAAUGAAUUACUUUUGUAUGAAAGUAUCGGCAGGGUGGGUAAGUUAUGUGUGGGAAUGAGCUGGCAUCUCUUCCUCCUGGGCAGGUGACCCAGGACACUGCCAUCCGGAGGGGAGUCAGGAGUAACUACUUAUACCUCCUCUCACCGUUCAUUAGCUCUAUUUUGAGAUAAUGGACAAUGAUCUGGAAAAUCAAAACUCAAACUACUAUCCUUAGGUAAAUACUAGUAAUUAAACUGUGCCUUUUGAAGAUCUAUUCGAAAAGAUGAGUUGCUAUGAUGUGGGUCUGACUUUCACUUAAAAAAAUUUCAGUAUUUUGAGAAUUACAAUAACUUUUUAUAAUAGAAAACCUAGUAAAUUGCCAUUUUCUAUGCUAAAAUUAAAAUUGUGUGAAAAUAUUUUUAAAUGUCUGACCAUAUUAGAAUGGUACUGUUGAAAUUUUUUAAGUUAAGAUGAUAAGUCAGAGUACAUUAGCUAUGUUUUGUAAAUUUCUAUGAACUUAAUUCUUAUUUAAAUACUGUGGCUUCUUCAAUGAGUAUAUUUAUAUUGUCAAACAUGGUAGACAAAAAGGUAAUAAAAAUCAUUGUUUUGAGGCUAGAUUUUUUCUGCAUAUGUGUACUUAACAUUUAAAAUAUUUGUUUAUUAAGUUUAUAAAUGAUGGCAGACCACGUUUUCUCAUGUCAAUAGAAUAGUUUAACUCUUUGUAAUUCCAAAAGGUAUAUUUAACUAGUACUUUUUCAAUUGGAGACAUUUUAAUUUUAUUUAAUUACAUGCUGCCUUAAACACCCCAAAUUUGCCAGCAAUGGACAUCUUUGGAGAAAUGGAUUUUUAGAUUUGAAAAAGAUUGAUUUACAAUAUGUGUGUGUGUGU
Messenger RNA from Dipodomys ordii (Ord's kangaroo rat), 3290 nucleotides. It is a transcript of the gene Pi4k2b, whose product is annotated as phosphatidylinositol 4-kinase type 2 beta. The record is from RefSeq and is a predicted model, not a curated record. Bases 1 to 1191 code for a protein of 396 amino acids. Lineage: Eukaryota; Metazoa; Chordata; Mammalia; Rodentia; Heteromyidae. The transcript is spliced from 10 exons. Gene Ontology annotation, biological process: Golgi organization; phosphatidylinositol phosphate biosynthetic process; endosome organization. Gene Ontology annotation, cellular component: trans-Golgi network; lysosomal membrane; endosome. Gene Ontology annotation, molecular function: 1-phosphatidylinositol 4-kinase activity.